UACACAAACACUCUUACUGCACACACUCUAACACACACACAUACACACAGCAGUUAUUUCCUCUUAGAUCUCAAGCUGUCUAAAACUGUUUUUCUUGUGGAUGUUUACACAGCCCACAGCUGCUCUGGAGAAGGUCAUAAAGGAUAAGUAACAGAGAGAGACAGAAGAACAGGACAUUUUAAAACAUAUUUCCGCUCCUUUUUUUUUUGGUGGGGGAUUUGCAAGGCUGUUUGGAGAGUAAGUGAAAUUGGGACUGAGUUGGUUUGACAGCCACCCUUGAGGGGACAGGUUGUCAUGGUAACUGACCACGGUGGGCUGACCCUAGCAUGCUGGAUGGUGAAAGGAACUAGAGUGACCCUAUCAAGCCACUGAAAGUGACGGUGAAGAAGGAGAGCACAGGGAGAGGAUGGAAGACAGCUUUUCCAGCUACAGCUCUCUCUAUGACACAUCCUCAUUGCUGCAGUUCUGUAAUGAUGACAGUGCCUCUGCGACAAGCAGCAUGGAGGUGACAGACCGACUUGCAUCUCUGGAGCAGCGUGUUCAGAUGCAGGAGGAUGAGAUUCAGCUGCUGAAGUCAGCGCUAGCCGAUGUGGUGAGGAGACUCAACAUCUCAGAGGAGCAACAGGCCAUGCUGAGCAGGAAGGGACCAACCAAAGCUAGGCCAAUGAUUGCAACACUGCCAUUGAAGCCCACAGUCCACAAUGGUAACAUCCUACCAAAGAAAAGUGCCAUUCUGCUCUCACCCUCAGGCUCCAAGAAAGACAACACACCAGCGACCAAAAGUAAACAGAAGGAGCCUGUGUUCUGUGCUGGGAUGCGACGCGUGACACACUGCAAAGAUGAAGGGUAUGUCAAAAUGUAUUUGAAAGGAAGACCUAUCACUAUGUACAUGCCAAAAGAGCUGUUGGACACAUACUGCCUAGAAGAAAAAGCUGAUCUGCCUCCCAAAAAACUGAAGUUAGACUGGGUUUAUGGCUACAGGGGCCGUGACUGUCGGUCCAAUCUCUACCUGCUCCCCACUGGAGAGACAGUUUAUUUUAUUGCCUCUGUGGUGGUGUUGUACAACGUAGACGAACAGCUGCAAAGACACUACACUGGGCAUACUGAUGACAUCAAAUGCCUAGCUGUCCAUCCUGAUAAAAUCACCAUAGCAACAGGACAAGUGGCUGGAACCACCACGGAUGGCAAACAGUUAGCGCCUCAUGUCCGUGUUUGGGACUCUGUGAGCCUAAACACACUUCAUGUUCUUGGAGCUGGCUUUUUUGACAGGGGUCUUGUGUGCCUCUCCUUCUCUAAAUCGAACGGUGGCAGCUGGCUGUGUGUAGUAGAUGACUCCAACGAUCAUGUCCUUUCAGUAUGGGACUGGCAACGAGAUGAGAGACUUGCUGAAGUUAAAUGCUCCAAUGAGUCCAUUUUCGCUGCUGAUUUCCAUCCAACAGAUGCAAACAUAAUUUUAACAUGUGGGAAGUCCCACCUUUGCUUUUGGUCACUAGAAAAAGGCUCCCUUCUAAAAAAACAGGGUUUGUUUGAGAAACAAGAGAAGCCCAAGUUUGUCUUGUGUGUGACUUUUUCAGAAAAUGGUGAAGCUAUCACUGGUGACUCCAGUGGAAAUAUACUCGUGUGGGGCAAAGGCUCUAAUCGCAUUAGUUUGGCCAUUCAGGGUGCACAUGAAAGCAGCGUGUUUGCUCUGUGCAUGUUGAGAGAUGGCACAUUGGUUUCGGGUGGGAAAGACCGUAAGCUCACAUCAUGGGAUGGAAACUACCAGAAGAUUCAUAGGGUGGAGGUUCCUGAAGUGUAUGGGCCUAUUCGCACCAUUGCUGAGGGGAAAGGAGAAACUAUUCUCAUUGGAACAACCAAAAACUACAUCUUGCUUGGCAAUCUGAAUGGUGAAUUCACCUCCAUUAUACAGGGUCAUACUGAUGAGUUAUGGGGCUUAGCUGUGCACCCGCUAAAGCUGCAGUUCCUAACCUGUGGCCAUGAUAAACAGGUCUGUCUGUGGCACUCAGCAUCCCAUCAGCCACUCUGGACCAAGACCCUGGAGGAUGCUGCUCAGUCUGCCGGCUUCCAUCCCUCUGGGGCAAUUGUUGCCAUAGGAACACAGACAGGCAGGUGGCUUGUACUGGAUACAGAAACUAAGGAUCUAGUCACAGUCCAUACAGAUGGGAAUGAACAGCUCUCAGUUAUGCGUUUUGCUCCAGAUGGCAAUUUCCUUGCCAUUGGGUCACAUGACAAUUACAUCUACAUUUAUGCUGUAGCUGAGAAUGGCAGGAAGUACAGUCGAGUGGGAAAAUGCUCUGGUCAUUCCAGUUUCAUUACUCAUCUAGACUGGUCUAUAGACUCUCAGUACCUGGUGUCCAACUCUGGAGAUUAUGAGAUCCUUUACUGGAUCCCCUCUGUGUGUAAACAAGUAGUGAGUGUGGAAACUACCCGAGAUAUCCCAUGGGCCACCUUUACCUGCACACUGGGCUUUCAUGUGUUUGGUUUGUGGCCAGAUGGCUCUGAUGGGACAGAUAUUAAUGCAGUGUGCAGUUCCAAUGAGAAGAGACUUCUCGCCACGGGGGAUGAUUUUGGAAAAGUGCACCUUUUCUCUUUCCCCUGCUCUCAAUCCAGAGCUCCUAGUCAUGUCUAUGGCGGUCACAGCAGUCAUGUCACCAAUGUUAACUUCCUGUUUGAUGACAGCCACUUGGUGUCCACUGGAGGAAAGGACAUGAGUGUAAUGCAGUGGCGUGUCAUAUAAACAACUACUGACUAUGUAUGUGGAAAUGGAUUGGGAAAAUUCCAGAUUGAAAUGAAGGAGUGGCAGUCAUUUGAAGGCAUACCAUGUAUAAUUAGGUGAGGCGGGCAUGUUAAGCUAUUGUUUGCUAUGUGCUAAAACACAAAAUAUGCUUACUGUCUCAUCAGCCAUGAGGAGGACAUUCUGCAAACUCAACCCACAAAAUUACCUUGAAGUGAUGAGCAUGAAUAACUUUUUUCCAUGUAAUGCAUUUUGUGAUGCCAAAGCUGACAAAUUUACGUUGAAACUGUUACAGCAGACAUGGUAUAUGACCCCACCUUCUGGCCUCAAUAAGUAUUGCAGCCACUCCUCUGUGAUUGAAUUUUAGUGCGAAUGUACAGAAUGAUUGUCUCAGAACUUCCUGAACUGAUCUCAGCUUUCACUCUUCUUUUGAAGAGACAUUGUGUAUAUUAAAGAAACAGCAUGAAUUUACCAAACACAGCAAUGGCACUGUGAUCGAAAUAACCCCACAUUUAUACCAAAAUAAUGCAUGAAAUCCCUUUUAGACAACACUACAGCUAAUAGGUCAUAGUUAGGGUGCUAGUCUCCUCAUUUUUUAAUAAGUGUGCUUUAAUAAGACUUAAUGAAGUGUCUUAAUUAACUGCAAGUUAAUGAAACUGCAUUCCUUAAGUAUUUAUGGGAUAUAAUUUUAUUAUUUCCCAGGGUACAGUAUAACACUACAAAAUGUGGUAAAGUUCUGGGAGGGGUUCAAUUCUUAUGCAAUACAUGAUAUUCGAUUCAUUUCUCUUGUCUCUGCGAGAAAAGUGUUACCAUGUUGACUAGAUUAAACAGUACUAACAUUACUUUUUAUUAAAACCAACAAAUCUAUCAAUGCAAUGUAAUUCUUUUUAAAUACUCUAUGAUGAACUCUCUCCACUGCUUAAUAACUAUAAACAUGCUUCAUUUCUUUUGCACUGAAAGAGAAUGAGAAACUCAUCAGGGUUUUUAAUGACUGUAGUUUGUAUAUUAAAAAUAAAUUUAGCAUGCACAUAGUUGGUUGGCUGUAUUCUUUAAGCAUUUUUCAUUCAGAUUUUGAUUUGCCAACUGAUUGGUCUGUAGCACAAUGGCAAAUUGUGAUUUCAGAUUUUGUUUUUUAACAUUGAGGGAUGGAAUUGAACAUUACAAAUGAACGAAUCAGUAGCCAGGAUGGUAUUAGGCGUGUAUCUGGCUUGUAUGAACAGGUAACAAUGAUUACAGAAUGUUUAAUAAAAUGUAAAAAUCUGGCAUCAUUCUAAACAUUAUCACCUUCAAUCACUCAUAUUAAAUUCAUUCAAAUCUA
This is a messenger RNA of Tachysurus vachellii, 4052 nucleotides long. It is a transcript of the gene eml1, whose product is annotated as EMAP like 1. Gene Ontology annotation, biological process: microtubule cytoskeleton organization. Gene Ontology annotation, molecular function: microtubule binding. The transcript has 22 exons. Lineage: Eukaryota; Metazoa; Chordata; Actinopteri; Siluriformes; Bagridae. The coding region runs from base 407 to 2737 and encodes 776 amino acids. The record is from RefSeq and is a predicted model, not a curated record. Gene Ontology annotation, cellular component: mitotic spindle.